UUAAAAAAUAAUGAUUUUAGUAUGAAAUAAUCAAAAGCAGGAAAUUUUGCCGCUAAAACUGUUUGCAACAACUGUGAAAGGUCAAAUAAGUUUUUGUUAUUUUUAUAAUUGAAAAAUGAAAAUCAAGAAGAAGUUCGCGAACAAACAAUUCUUUUCUUUAUAGAUUCGGGAUUUUUCGCGAUAAUUCCCUUUUAUAAAGGAAAUCGUUAUAUUAUACCAAUUUUUGGGGGGAAGGAAUAACCACUAAAAAAAGGAGAGGAUGAUUUUUCUAAGAUAGGAUAGACUCUAUUGACUGUAUGGGCGUUAGCCGUGCAAUACGAUCUUAACCAAAGGAUAGCCCCGAAGAAUUUUCUUCUGAAUUUAAUGCCCCAGGGUGAUUUACCGCCAUAUUCACAAAUCAACGUUAGAACCGUUUACGUCGAUCACAAAUUGGUGACCGCGAAAUGCUUUCAGUUCUUCCUAACACUCCUCGUCGUUUCUCUCAUAUUUCAUCGAUCCACUCCUGACAUUGGUCGUCGGGUGACGAGACAAAUAAAACCUCUUAUUCCUAAUUCGCUCAAAUAUAAUAACCAAUCCUUUCCCACAAUUAUUACCGGGCUGAGCAGAACGACCCUUUUCGCUUACGAUUGUCACGAGGGUGUUUGCGAAGGACCGGAUAUUCCUGUCGACCCGAUUCCAUUAUUUGCCGGAUUAGAAACCCGAUUACGAAUAACCGGUACAGGCUUACCAUACCCGAGUGAAUACACCGGUUUUCGGAUAGCCUUUGCUAGAAUUCAGAGUGUUUUGGGAUCCAAAGGCGGGAAUGCAAUGAAGGGAAAAGUCAAUAAUAAAAUAAAUGGAGUUUCGGAUAAAAGCACUAAUGCCAAUAAUUCUAACAAUCAAGAUCAGAAUCUCACUUAUGUACCCACUUACCCUUCAUCUUGCGAAGAUCACAUAGUGACUGAAAUAUUCAAACCGUUGAACCCCAGUCAAAUUAAAUCCCCCAACCCCAUCGCCCUUGCCACCUCCAAAUUGCGGGCCGGAAAGGUGGUCAGUGCUCCCGAUUCGACUUUCCUUCCCUACGAAUUUUCCAGUAAUAAUUUUCCUACUCAUGUCGAUCACCUACUCUUUGACAUAACUCUCCCUCUAUCCGAUUCGGCGUACGCCCUCUGCUACCGACCCUCCCAGACUUCCAGAUGGCGCUUCGCCGCUACUCGAGUCCAGAGCCAGUGGUUUAACGCUCGGACGUACCCCGUCAAAUCUCGUUACCUGCUCCCCUUGUGGCUCGAACUGACCCUCGUCUUUUGUCUUUUCGCCCUGUCGGGUCUUUUCUCCGGUUUAAAUUUGGGUCUCAUGAGUUUGGACCGCACGGAGCUACGCUUGCUUGCCAACAGCGGAACAGCCAACGAAAAAAGAUGCGCAGUAAAGAUCGCUCCAUUGCGCAAGCGCGGUAAUUUUCUGCUCUGCACUCUCGUGUUCGGUAACGUUUUGGUUAACUCUACCCUUACCAUACUGGUCGAAAACCUAUCUUCGGGCAAAAUAGCCGUACUCGUUUCCACCAUCGGGAUAACGCUGUUCGGGGAGAUUAUACCUCAAGCCGUUUGCGCCAAGUACGGGCUUGAGAUAGGAGCCAAGACUGUGUGGAUCACGAAAUUCUUCAUGGUCCUGACCGCGCCCUUGGCGUAUCCCAUCUCUCUCGUGCUCGACAAAGUUCUGGGGGAGGAUAUAGGCAGCGUGUAUGACCGUCAGCGGUUAAUAGAACUCGUCAAACUUUCCUCCGCCGAUUUCGGGGGAAACGUGCUGGGCAAAGAAGAAGUGGACAUCAUAACAGGCGCCCUAGUCAUGAAGAAUAAAACGGUUGAGCAAAUCAUGACUCCCGUUCGAGACAUAUACAUGGUGGCCUACGAUUCUUACCUGGACUUUGCCACGCUUUCCGAUAUUGUAGGUUCCGGUUACACCCGAAUACCAGUUUUUAAAAACGGCGACCGAAAAAAUAUAGUCGGCGUGCUGAACGUGAAGGACUUGGCAUUUGUGGAUCCCGACGACAAAAUCCCCCUUAAAACGGUUUUAGAUUUUUAUGACCAUGCCGUGGCUUACGUGUUCGAGGAUACCUCUCUCGGUGCUAUACUAGAAGAAUUCAAGAAAGGUAGUUCCCAUAUGGCUUUUGUCAGGAAAAUAAUAGCCCAACCGGAAAAGGACCCCUAUUACGAAAUUACGGGACUGGUUACGUUGGAAGACGUGAUCGAAGAAAUCAUCCAAGGCGAAAUCCUAGAUGAAACUGAUAGAUUGCUGGACAAUCGGAACAAGCAGAUACGACAACAGAAGAAGAUGCAUGAUUUCAGUUGGUUCAUACGAAGCGGACUCGGGGGAAAGGCGGCUGAAAGCGAGCUCCAGGAUUCGCCUAUGACGCCUCAAAUGGCCCUCGUCACUUACCAAUUUCUCAAUUCAAAUGUCGAUGCUUUCAAAGAGAUUCACAUAUCUCACAACGUGCUAAGGAAAUUGGUUAGACAACCAGAAUUGCUUCAAGUCUUCAGCUUGAAGAAUGGCGAGGACACUGUCGGCUUUUGGAACCCUCAGAUCGAUACAGAUAAAUCUAAUCAAAUUUACUCCAAAGGUGUUCCUGCGGACUAUUUUAUCCUCAUACUGGAAGGAAAGGUUAGAGUUUACGUUGGCCAAGAAAAUAUUUGCUUUGAAUCCGGACCUUUCAGCUAUUUCGGCAUAAAUUCUCUCGACGCUCUAAGCACGGACGAAAAGCUUAGUAAAGUGCUCGAUACAGGCUUUCAACUAUCUAGCGAAGCCCUUAACCAAAUUCUCAAGACGAUAUCUCCCUUCGUUCCAGAUUACACGGUGCAAGCCCUGACCUCGCUGCUUUACCUCAGAGUCAAGAGAAGUCAGUACUUGGCGGCCCUUAGAGCGAGCAUGCUGGAGAGAAUGACCGGUGCCGGCCCUACGCCCAAUGUCAUUGAAAUAGCACCCACAACGCAAACUCCUACCUCCUUGUCCCCCGAUAGUCUGGCCUCUACCGUCAGUAUCAAAAUUGAUAAGGAUGAUAACAAAAAAAUAGGGGAUUUCAACAUUGAACUCAAACCCUUAUCAUCUACCUACCCAACAGAUAAAUCGCGAUCGCCUAGGCUCAAUUCUAUGAGCUUGUCGGAAGAGGACGAGAGCGCCCUGGAAAAUGAUUACUACGAAAAUUUGAGCGAAAAUGAAGGAGAAUCGCUUUCCACUUUAUUAACCUCACUAACUAAACCGAACCAUACCAAUAAAAUCUCCAUUCGGAGCGAAUACUCACCCAAGAAAAAGGACAAGUCGGUUAGCUUGAGAUCGCUCUACGGAGAAUUCCUGAGCCGAAAAAAUGAAUUCAGUCCUCGAAAUAAAAGGGACCUAUUUAAACACGGGACUAGCCAGUCUCCUAUCUUCACCACAAAAUCGCCCUUGAUCAAAGAAUCGUCGCCUUUUAAAGCACCGUCGUCAGGGUCCUUCUUUAACAAUAACUACAAAAAUUACACAUCUGUUGAGGGAAAGGAAACGGAGACGGAAACCGACGAUGAAGUUAAAUCCCGAUCGCAAAGCAUAUCCGUGAAUCGUCAAUCCCAAAGGGGUAAAUCCGCACGGCGAUCUACCAAAAAUUACGACGGUACUAAAGGCGUUUCCCUGUUAGAUUUAAUAGCCACAAACCAAUCUCCUACAAAAUUGGACAACCACACCGAAUCCUGCAAAUCCCCACCCUCUCUUAAAAUAUUUUUCCCCGAUUCCUAAUAGAAGAAGAAGAUGAAAAAAUAGUCAUUUACUGCGUCUAUCAUGUAGGAUUUCUAGUUUAAAUAAACAAUCAUUUUUUUUAUAGGACAUCUCCCAGCUAAUUUUUUCUAAUUUCUAGAAUGAUUAAAAUUGAAUUAUAGAAUUAUAUUUAACUUAAUUUUACUAUCCAAUUUUUCAUAUAUAUAUAUUUAAACAUCCCUAACCUAUUUAUAUUAUCUUCCUAUGGUUUAUAUCCUAUACUCCUAUCAAAACCUUGGAUGCAUCAAACAGAAUAUUUUAUUAACCCUACUCCCAAAAGCCUUUUUUAAAUCACUUUUACUUUUUGUUAACUCCAAGUCUACUUUUAUUUAACAAGCCUCCCUGGGUUUUUGCCAGUUUAUAAAUUUGUUGUAAAUUUAUAAUCUCCUUCCUUUUCCAUCAUUCAUACAUCUUUAUAAAUGACCCGCCGGUUAUCCGAUCCGAUCUUUUAAAUUUACCGAGUCCAUAUAAACUUUAAUUUGGUAUUUUUAUUCUAACUGCAUUUGAAUUAUAGUCGCUUUAUAAAUAUAAUCGUUAAUAAUAAAUAAAAAAUAUUACCGAUGUUCCUCGCAAAAAAAAUUUUGAAUCAUAUAUUAUAUAUAUAUAAAUAUUUUAUUUCUAUUUUCUCCUAAUAGAAAAAUUUAUUAUAAAUUUGUUAAAAUUUUGAGUUCAGGACACGACAAUUUAUAU
Molecule: messenger RNA, 4446 nt
Organism: Gordionus sp. m RMFG-2023
Lineage: Eukaryota; Metazoa; Nematomorpha; Gordioida; Chordodea; Parachordodidae
Product: unextended protein-like
Exons: 15
Coding region: 364-3738 (1124 amino acids)
Biological process (GO): transport; intracellular manganese ion homeostasis; magnesium ion homeostasis
Cellular component (GO): plasma membrane; cytoplasm
Molecular function (GO): transmembrane transporter activity
Source: RefSeq, a predicted model, not a curated record